Cuscuta epithymum is the source of this 1112-nucleotide messenger RNA. Lineage: Eukaryota; Viridiplantae; Streptophyta; Magnoliopsida; Solanales; Convolvulaceae. The record is from the annotation of a GenBank genome assembly.
AAACAUUAAUUAGCUAACAUGCCUUCUUCAAGCAGGGCAGCUCAAGUCAGUAUUCUUGAUCCUGUCACCAGCACAGCUCGUAAUUACAGCUUUCCGGCGGCAGAACUUCCGGGAAGAGGUCCGUUCAUCAGCUCUAGAGCUGAGGCGAUACACAGAGGGCAGUGGGAACUCAUGGAGAUGGUGAAGAAGAUGCCUGCGGCAUCUGAUGAUCAGCCGUCGUACUUGGACUUAUCCUUGAAGGAUCUCGUCGAACACCCCACACCCACAGUUGUUGUUGUGGUAGAUCAAUCUCGACAAGAUCAAAGCUUGACCAGUAAAGACCAUAAAGAGACAGCUUUGUUGGAUCGUUAUUUGCUGCAUCCGGCAGCUAUCAAUAAGAGUAGUAGCACCGGGAAGAUGACGCCGUCGAGAAGCCGGAAAGUGGACGAGAGGGGGCUGUUUCUGAAGACGGUGUUUCCGUUUUGCAUGGGAUCCCGAAAGAAAUGCAAUCUUCCGGCAGCAAAUAAGAGAGCUGCCAAGGUUUCUCCUAAGCCGGCCGCCGCGGAGAAAGAUGAAAAAUCUAUUAAAGCUGCUGGGAGUGUGAGUAAGGAUUCGUUCUGGACAAAUAAGAUCUCAUCCGGUUCCAACAGUAGCAAUAUCAAUGGCCGUAGCAGCAACACGUGCACCACUAGGAUGAUGGGCAAGAGCUAUUUGCCCAGAAUAAACUUCAGUAAGAGCAAAUCAUCUUCAGCGUGAAACAAAUUUAAGAGGAGGCAACGUAACACUGGCUUAAAUUGCAAACCUGUUGAAUAGAAUUGGCCGAUCGAGUAAGAUUGAAAAUGGGUUGGAGGGAUGUAGGACUCGUUUGGCGGGGUGUGUACUGUGUAGCUAGGCUAAAUAUUGCAAUUCCCCAAAAGAGUACAUUCUUGUUUUUUUGUUUUCUUAAUUCCUAAAUAUAGUGUCACAACUAGUCAACAAACUGGUCGGUUGAGGUUCUAUUAAUGCCUGCUGAGACCCCCAAUGAUGCAAUGUCAUUAAACUAUUGUUUGCUUAUGUACAUACCUACGUGAUACUUGGAGCCCGUUUAACAAUAAAAAUGACAGAAUUGAAUCCGCUGAUCAAAUUGAUUAAAU